Babjeviella inositovora NRRL Y-12698 is the source of this 880-nucleotide messenger RNA. RefSeq lists its product as uncharacterized. Bases 66 to 830 code for a protein of 254 amino acids. NCBI's taxonomy places the organism in Eukaryota, Fungi, Ascomycota, Pichiomycetes, Serinales. The record is from RefSeq and is a predicted model, not a curated record. Gene Ontology annotation, cellular component: extracellular region. The transcript has a single exon.
AAUAAGUACCAUAUCCACCCCCAGAUAUAACUAGUUAGCCUAUCCCUAAAUAUUAUAUAUACAAAAUGAAUGCUAGAUUAUCCUUCUCAUUCAUCUGCUUUAUCUUGGCUCUGACCUCCACCGUUUUCCUGGCCCCCACCACGACGUACAGCCUAGACCAAUCCUUCGCCACCGCUGUGUUGAAUGAAACAAACUAUGACAGAUCGUUGCACGCAGUUGCAAAUGUCACCUGGAAUGAAACGCUAUUUCAGUAUGCCGCCUUGAGAGCGGAUAACUUCACUUGCCCUGAACCAUUCUCUGCCGGCAGUAACUUGGGUCACAUUUCUGAAAAUCCCUACGGAGAAAACUUGGCCAUCGGCUACUCAGAUGUAGGCUCAAUUGCCGCCUGGUACGAUGAAAUAUCGAUGUAUAACUUUACGGCGGGAGAGUUCUCGGAGUCUACGGGUCACUUUACUCAGUUGAUUUGGAAUGCAACCACCCAGGUGGGGUGUGCCAAGAAGUACUGUAACCUGUACUGGGGUACUUAUGUUGUUUGUGAAUACUACCCAAGAGGGAAUAUCAUUGGACAAUUUGUGGAGAAUGUUUUUCCGUUGGGAGGGGCCCAGAGAGGUGACGUUGUAUCGUCUUCCAGCUCAACUGCAAGCUCUAGUUCUAGAGCUUCACCUUCGAACGCCGGUUCUAGAACGUCAACCUCUGGUAGAUCAUCAACCUCUAGUAGAUCAUCAACCUCAUCCACUAGUUCCCGGAAUGUAGGGGUAUCACCGCAGACAGAUGUCUCUGGCCCCUGGAAGCUUACAACUAUUCUCUUUGGCUUAUUAAUGACGGUAUAGUUCAUGGUGUAUCACACUGCCGCCGAGUCCCCUUACAACUUAAUUUUUUC